AUGUCGGUUACCGACGACAAGAACGGCGACAUCAUGUCGAUCCCUGGCGCCGAGGACCAGAUCGACCCAGCCACCUUUGAGCAGAUUCUCGAGAUGGACGAGGACGAGGUCGAGCGCGAGUUCAGCAAAAGCAUCGUCUACGACUUCUUUGGCCAGGCCGACCAGACCUUCAAGAAGAUGGACAAGGAGCUCGAGAAGAAGGAGGGCAAGUACCUCAAGGAGCUUAGUGAGCUAGGCCACUUCCUCAAGGGCUCGUCCGCCACGCUCGGCCUCACCAAAGUCAAAGACUCGUGCGAGAAGAUCCAACACUACGGCCAGCUCAAGGACGACGCGGGCACCAAGGACAUAACAGAGGAGAAGGCGCAGGAGAACCUGGCCAAGAUCAUCAAGCAGGCAAAGACGGAGUUCACCGACGUCAAGGAGAUCCUCAAGAAGUUCUACCAGGACGAGGGCGACGAGGAGGAGGCGGAAGAAGAAGCCGCGCCCUCCCCUACUGCGGCAAAGAAAUAG
This is a messenger RNA of Alternaria ethzedia, 510 nucleotides long. RefSeq lists its product as uncharacterized. The transcript is spliced from 3 exons. The record is from RefSeq and is a predicted model, not a curated record. Lineage: Eukaryota; Fungi; Ascomycota; Dothideomycetes; Pleosporales; Pleosporaceae. Gene Ontology annotation, molecular function: histidine phosphotransfer kinase activity; protein histidine kinase binding. Gene Ontology annotation, cellular component: nucleus; cytoplasm. Gene Ontology annotation, biological process: phosphorelay signal transduction system; phosphorylation. The coding region runs from base 1 to 510 and encodes 169 amino acids.